Messenger RNA from Ostrea edulis (European flat oyster), 849 nucleotides. RefSeq names its product 40S ribosomal protein S6. The record is from RefSeq and is a predicted model, not a curated record. The coding region runs from base 90 to 815 and encodes 241 amino acids. The transcript has 5 exons. Gene Ontology annotation, cellular component: ribosome. NCBI's taxonomy places the organism in Eukaryota, Metazoa, Mollusca, Bivalvia, Ostreida, Ostreidae. Gene Ontology annotation, biological process: translation. Gene Ontology annotation, molecular function: structural constituent of ribosome.
UUUCUUUUUUUUUGAGAGUACAAUGUGCCAAACAAGGCCGAUAACUUCCUUUUCUUCCGGUUGAGGCGAACUGAUCGCAAAGAUCAGAAAUGAAGCUCAACAUCUCAUAUCCAGCCACUGGCUGUCAAAAACUCAUCGAAGUUGAUGAUGAAAAGAAACUGAGACCUUUCUAUGAGAAGAGGAUGGCAACUGAAGUGUCAGCUGACUGCCUUGGCGAUGAAUGGAAGGGGUAUGUUCUAAGGAUUGCAGGAGGUAAUGACAAGCAAGGAUUUCCCAUGAAACAGGGAAUUCUUACAAAUGUUCGCGUUCGACUCCUGAUGAGCAAAGGUCAUUCCUGUUUCCGCCCCAGGCGGGACGGAGAACGUCGCAGGAAGUCUGUCAGGGGUUGCAUAGUGGACAACAACCUCAGUGUACUGGCCAUGGUCAUUGUUAAGAAAGGGGAGAAGGAUAUUCCUGGUUUGACAGACACCACCAUCCCCCGUCGCCUGGGACCAAAGAGAGCCAGCAAAAUCAGGAAACUGUUUAACCUCUCCAAGGAGGAUGACGUGCGCCAGUAUGUUGUCAGGAGACCGCUACCACAAAAGGAGGGUAAGAAGGCGAAGACAAAGGCCCCUAAAAUCCAGAGAUUGGUCACCCCACUUGUUCUUCAGAGGAAGAGACACAGAUUGGCCCUGAAGAAGAAGAAGCAUGCCAAGCGCAGAGAGGAUGCUGCCGAAUACGCUAAAAUCUUAGCACAGAGACUAAAGGAGGCUAAGGAGAGAAAGAGGAGUCGGUCUGGCAGCAGGACGUCCAUGUCUGCCUCCACAUCUAAGUGAAGAUGUUAAUUUAACAAUAAAAAAAAAGGAUGAA